UUUUAAACAUGAAAUCGUUUCACAUUUAGGCGGAAAACAAAUUAAAUAUUAUUUUCAUGAGAUAUUGUAUUCAGAAUUUAAGAAAUAUUUACAAAAAUGUCUAAAGUAGUAAAUACAAAUGGAAAUAAACCAGGCAGUAUUUACAGAAUUGCGCUUGAAAACUUUUUAACAUACAAAGAAGUAGAAUUAUAUCCUGGUCCUUCCCUCAACGUGAUAAUAGGUCCAAAUGGCACGGGAAAAUCGACUUUUGUUUGUGCUAUUAUUUUGGGCUUAUGUGGAAAAACUAGUGUUAUAGGAAGAGCUAAAAAGAUAUCUGAAUAUGUAAGAUGUGGAUGUGAGCAAGCAAGUAUAGAAAUAGAGCUAUAUCAGAAACCAGGCCAGAGAAAUGUAAUUAUCACUAGGAGUUUCAAUCUCAAAGAAUUAUCCAUGUGGUAUAUAGACCAUAAAACAGUCAGGGAGAAGCAGGUUCAGGAAUUAAUUGCAUCAUUUAAUAUACAGGUUGACAAUCUCUGUCAAUUACUACCACAAGAUCGCGUGCAGGAUUUCUCCAAAAUGAACCCUCAGGAGCUGCUGAGAAGCACUCUAUCAGCUGUCGGUGGUCAGGACAGUGUGGCACAACUCGAUGAGCUGAUAAGCACUAGAAACGAACAGCGCUGUUUGAAUACAACAUUGGAGAACAAUGCACAGAUGUUGCAAGAACAAACUAGAUUGAAUGAACGACUUAAAGUUAUAAUAGAUACAAUGAAUCAGAGGAAAGAAAUAGAACACGAGAUUGAAAUAUGCGAAAAAAAGAAGCUAUAUAUUGAAUACCAAGACCUUAGGGAAAAGGUAGUUGAAUACACCAAUGAUAAGAAAGAAGCGGUUAAACUCGUCACGUCGCACAAAAGCAAAAUGGAGCCACUCGAAAAGGUGCUAGAGAAAGCCAAAAGUGGCAUCAGUAAGUUGGAACAACAGAAGUUGAAUGCUGGUAGAGAACUACACUCCCUCAAAGAUAAAGUAAAAGAAACAUUGAACACAGUGCGAUCACAAGAGUACACUCUGAAAGAUUUGGAUUCGGCAUUUCAAGAGACAUUGGAACGUCAUCAGAAUAAAAAACGAGAGCUCUUAGAGGCUAAAACUAAAUUGGAAAAGCUAGUCACUGAUAAGGAAAGAUUGGUAGAAACGGUUGGUGAUGAGAGUAGAGUGAAAAUGGAAUUAGCCGAACUCCAUAAGCCCAUAACGAAAACAAAUGCAGCGAUUGACACAUUGAAGAAGCAGAAGUUGGAAGUGCAGUAUGAUUUGGAGAACAAUGUUACACCUCAGAUACGGCUGUACCAAAACAAAAUACGCAAUCUAGAAGAUGUGGAUCUAAAGAGAUUAGAAGUGCUCCGCUCAUACAGCGAAGACGCAUACAACGCAGUUAUGUGGUUAAGGGACAAUAAGAAUAUGUUCGAACAACCUGUUUAUGAACCCAUGAUGCUGGAGAUCAACUUCACCGACCCGAAGUUCGCGCGAUAUCUAGAAGCGUCGGUGGCCGCCCGCGAUCUCGUCGCAUUCACGUUCGAGUCCAGCCGCGAUAUGAACCUGUUUAUGAAGAAGGUUCGAGAGCUCGGCUUGAAGCGAGUGAACGCUGUGUGCAGCCCGCCGGACAGUUUCACUAUACAGAGGCAGGAUAUAUCGCAGUUGAGCUACCUCGGCUUCUACGCGUACGUGUCGGACGCGCUGGCGGCGCCGGCGGCGCUGCGGCGCUGGCUGUGCGCGCACUACCGCCUGCACCGCGUGCCCGUGGGCGACGCGCACACCUACACACACAGCGCAAGAGUGCCCGCGCACAUCACGCACUUUUUCACGGAAAACCACAAGUUCUCGGUACGCGUAUCAGCGUACAGCGGAGCCAAAUCAAGUUCCACAGUCGAGAUUCGUCCCGCGAGGUUGCUCGCUAAUACUGUAGACGUUGAACAGAUUACCAACUUCAAUAAUCAAUUAUCUAGAUUAGAACAAACAGCACAGUCUCACAAAACAAAAAUAAAGGAGAUAGAAACUAAAUUGUCCGCCUUGGAAGUUAGUUUAAACGAAUUCAACACUAAGAGGAAAAGGAUCAACGAAGGAGUGGAGAAGGUGCGAACGCUAAGCGCCCAAAUUCGCUUGCAAAACAAAAAAAUCGAAGACAUACAAAACGAGCCGACACUUAACAUCGAGCAAGAGAAAGAGAAGUGCAAGAGGAAACAGAAAGAGAUAGUGCUACAGCAGUGUCGCGCACAAGAGGAGUUGAGCAGGAUCGUGAAGGAGCUACAGGGGAAGAUGUUGGAUAGGGAGUUGUGGACGAUAAAAUUGGAUAUAAGCAGGAAUGCAAUUGUGCAACAGGACUCGCAAUUAAGGGAGUUAAGAAACGAACUGAGAAAUGUUCAAGCGACGCUAGAAAACAUCGAGAACCUUCUAACGCGCGCCAAAUCGAACGCCAAAGAGAAACUUCUGGAAGCUAAAAGAUCGUGCAACAAUAAAUUGCCACAAGACGCAGAUUUCCCGUACAAGCAACAAUUCGAUGAAUUACCAUCGGAUCUCACUCGAUUGCAAGAGCACUGCUUCGAGUUGCAGACGAGAAUCGAAUGUAUGGACAGUGGUGAUGAACAGAUUAUAAAAGAAUAUGAAGCACGCGAGAGGGCGAUAGCUAAACUCAAAAUGGACGUCAACAGUUCUGCUGAUCUGAACAAGCGGCUUGAAGACAAGAUGAAUUCACUCAAAGCAAAAUGGCUGCCGUCCUUAGAGAUUUUACUGAGUAGCAUAAACAAGGGUUUCGGUGACAUGUUCGCUAAGAUGGGUUGUGCUGGUGAAAUUAAGCUGGAAAAGGCGGGAUCUGAUGAGGACUACGACGGGUACGGCGUGGGCGUCUGGGUGCGGUUCCGCGCGGCGGAGCAGCUGCAGCAGCUCACGCGGCACGCGCAGUCGGGCGGCGAGCGCGCGCUCAGCACCGCGCUCUACCUGCUCGCGCUGCAGGCGCGCGCCGCCGCCGUGCCCUUCCGAUGCGUGGAUGAAAUCAACCAAGGCAUGGACGCGAUAAACGAACGGAAAAUGUUCCAGCUCCUGGUGAAGGUGACCACGGAACGCGACAACUCGCAGUACUUUCUGCUGACGCCUAAACUACUGUCAAAACUAGAGUACGACGAAAAGGUAACGAUACAUACGAUAAUGAACGGCAAGAAAAUCAUGAACUACAGGCAGUGGCAAUAUCAGAAGCAUUUAGAAAACGCGCGUGCGUACAGACAGACAUCCUAACGUUAUAUUUUUUUAUGUCAUUGUGUACAACAGGGCUGGUGGUUCGCCUGAUGGUAAGCGAUCACCACCGCCCGUGAACAUUCGCACACGAAGUGCCUCUGCGACUCGCUUUUUAAGGGUAAAGGAUAGGGAAGAAAGGCCUGGAGAGGGUGAGGAAAAGGAUGCAGACCUCCGGAUAGAUAUAAAUAUGUAUAUAUACAUGACCGAGCAAACCUCAAUUACCUAGCGAUAUGAUAUACAACAAAGAGGGUCCUAUCAUUAACUGCCUAGACGAUUUAUUAAACUCCGCCGUUUAAUUAAAUUUUCUUACGCUGCUGUUGUAUUGAGUGAUACGUCUGGAUAUUAUUCAGGUAGUGAAAUAAUCGGUGCCGUUUUUUCAACGGCCUAGGCUGUUAAUGAAUGCUUUUUAGCCUUUGGUUUUGGUAAAAAUAAUAAACGUGUUCUAACAUUUUAAAAUGCUUAUUUGAAAGUUGUAAGGUUUUACACACUCGAAUCGUUUUGUGCCAUGAUUUUUAUUUCCUAGCAUAGCAAGUAGAUUUUAUUAGACUUAAUCAUUAAUUUAGUUCGUAUGCAUAUAUAAAAAAGACAUGUCAUAAAUAAGCCUCUGAUAUAAAAACUUUUAGAAUAUAUAUUUUAUACAUUAAAAUAAUUCUACGACAAUUUUAGUACGCACAAUCACUACUAAUAUUAUAAUGCAAAACAAAAAAAACAAUUUAGAUGGAAUUUGGUUCAGAUAUAGUUUGAGACUGUCAUCUUUAGCUUAGAAUACGCAGACGAAACCGCUUACCGAAAAUUAGUAUAAGAUUUUUGCUUUCUUAUUUCUAUAAACUCUUGUAGGUUCAUAAAAUAUGAUACGUUUUAAAAAUUGUAAGUGUUGAUUGCAUUGGAUUUUUUCAGUCCCAAAUUUUCAUUGUGUUAAGUUUCAUAUACUUUCGUAUUAAAAUUUUAUGCUAUACAAUUAUUCUGUCUUAAAGAUUUGUUGGUAUCAAUGCUUCAAAAAUGAUACUAGAAGAACUAAAAAUGUAACUUUAUGUCACUUAGAGGUGGAGUUUUCAGCUAUCUUGAAACAUACAAAUAUCAAAUAGUGACUAAAUAUAAGAAUUCGCUGAAUGAUAAAAAUGUCCAAUAUAAUUUUUAGUUUUAUAGCAUUGAAAUGCUUUAUAAAUGAGAAAUUUUGAAAGAAUUGGAACACUACUGUUUGGCAAAUAGUCGCGGGCUCGAAUCCCGCCUCGUGAUCAAUUUUUUUCUAUUCUUUCAAAAAAAUUCUCAAUGUUUAAUAUAUUCAAAAAAUAAGACUACACAUUUUUUUUUAUACCACGGUCAUAAAUUGGAUGGGUGAUCAUUUCUAUAAUAUAACAGAUAUUAUAUAUCGAGAAACCGACUAGACCGAUCAAAAAAAAAAAAGAAAUAUGUGCCUUAGUGAAAUGAUGUCAAUAGCGUAUCUUAAUAGUUUAUCGAGUCACAGCGAUGCAUUUUUGAUGAGAGCUGAUUUUUCAAUUGAUUUUUUUUUUUUCUCUUGGUGGAAAACGUUACUGUUAUUGCAUUUAGAUAUUGAAAAAUCAGCUCUCACUCUCUAUUUAUAAGUGUUUUUUUUUUGUUUGCUUUUUAAAUCGUGAUGUAAUAUCUUCUAAUGAAGAUUUUGUGCUGUGUAAUUUUUUAUAUAGGCUAUAGUGUCUUGGACCUUUUAUAAUAAAUCUUAGUAAUAAUGGCAAGGUUAUUAUAAAUGUUUCCAU
Zerene cesonia (dogface butterfly) is the source of this 4985-nucleotide messenger RNA. It is a transcript of the gene SMC5, whose product is annotated as structural maintenance of chromosomes protein 5. Gene Ontology annotation, biological process: double-strand break repair via homologous recombination. The record is from RefSeq and is a predicted model, not a curated record. Gene Ontology annotation, cellular component: Smc5-Smc6 complex. Bases 97 to 3252 code for a protein of 1051 amino acids. Lineage: Eukaryota; Metazoa; Arthropoda; Insecta; Lepidoptera; Pieridae. Gene Ontology annotation, molecular function: ATP hydrolysis activity; ATP binding. The transcript is spliced from 20 exons.